AUGCAUGGUCACGAAUGCAGAAAGGAUGCAUUUUCUGCUCUUCAGAGGCUUUCUCAGACACAGGAAAAGCAACUUACCGAAUGGAUUCUCAUUCAGGACGCCUUGGGCCUUCCUCCCACUCACUCGCAGAUCAGGCAGUUCGCGCAGCGCAUGCUCGCCGUCAAAGGAGACCACACACCGCUCGGAAAACACUGGAUGCAAGCAUUUUUAAGACGAAAUCCUGCAGUUCGGACCCAGAAGUGCCAUCACAGAGACUCUGCGCGUGUCAACGGCGCUUCUACCGAGGUAAUUCGGCCUUGGUUCAACAAUUUCUUCCUUCCCGAGAUUCUGGCUAUUAAGCCGGAGAACAGGUACAACAUGGAUGAAGCAGGCAUCAUGGAAGGACUUGGGGAGAAUGGCCUGGUCGUUGGCAGUGCUGAAAAACGAUCUGUACAAAAGAAGACGCCUGGUUCUCGGGUCUGGACGUCGUUCAUCGAGUGCGUGUCCGCUGCCGGCACCUUCCUCCCUCCACUCGUCAUUUUCAAGGGCAAAUCGGUCCAGCAACAGUGGUUCCCAGAAGAUCUCAGUACUUUUAGUGACUGGCAAUUCACUGCGACAAAGAACGGCUGGACUUCGGACCAAACUGCGGUGGAGUGGCUCGAAAGGUGUUCAUUCCAAGAACCCAGCCACCCGACCCUUCGGAGCGAAGACUGCUAG
Messenger RNA from Hirsutella rhossiliensis, 696 nucleotides. Its product is annotated as DDE superfamily endonuclease domain-containing protein. Gene Ontology annotation, cellular component: nucleus. The record is from RefSeq and is a predicted model, not a curated record. NCBI's taxonomy places the organism in Eukaryota, Fungi, Ascomycota, Sordariomycetes, Hypocreales, Ophiocordycipitaceae. Bases 1 to 696 code for a protein of 231 amino acids. Gene Ontology annotation, molecular function: DNA binding. The transcript has a single exon.